Messenger RNA from Trachemys scripta elegans, 2233 nucleotides. It is a transcript of the gene SLC38A7, whose product is annotated as solute carrier family 38 member 7. The coding region runs from base 324 to 1712 and encodes 462 amino acids. Gene Ontology annotation, biological process: amino acid transmembrane transport. The record is from RefSeq and is a predicted model, not a curated record. NCBI's taxonomy places the organism in Eukaryota, Metazoa, Chordata, Testudines, Emydidae. Gene Ontology annotation, molecular function: L-serine transmembrane transporter activity; L-aspartate transmembrane transporter activity; L-histidine transmembrane transporter activity. The transcript has 11 exons.
CGCCAGCUGGGUUGCACGUGGUGCUGAAUCAGCUCCCUAAGGAGCUCGGAGCCGGUGCCCAGAGCCAGGAGUGGGAUCGUGGGAGGCUUUUUGUCCCCGUUCCGCAGGUGCAGUAAAGUAGCCUGAACUCUGUGCCUGGGGACCCCUGGACAAGGCCACCUGUGACCGUAGCAGGAAUAUGGGUCUGCCUGCUUUGUGACCCCUUGGAGGCUGGGGCCAGAUGGAGUCGAUGUGGGCUGGUGUUCCCUUUGCCUGAGGUCUUGGCCUGGUGAUGAGGCACUAGAGAGACGCAGAGAGCGGUCAGCGCGCGGCCGGACGGGGAAAUGGCCCAGCACAAUGUGGGGAUCAACAGGGAGUACGGAGACUGGGACUGGAGCGCGGACGCCGGGGAGCGGGCAAGGCUACUGCAGAGCCCCAAUGUGGAGACCGGGCUGAAGAGCGACGAGGGGCAGAGACCCGGAGCAGGGACCACCUCCACCCUCGGGGCCGUCUUCAUUGUGGUGAACGCUGCCCUCGGGGCUGGGCUGCUCAACUUCCCUGCAGCCUUCAGCACUGCGGGCGGCGUGGCUGCAGGGAUCGCGCUGCAGAUGUCUCUGCUGGUGUUCAUUAUUGGAGGGCUGGUGAUCCUGGCUUACUGCUCGCGGGCCAGCAACGAGCGCACGUACCAGGAAGUGGUGUGGGCUGUGUGCGGCAAGGUCCCUGGCGUGCUCUGUGAGGUCGCCAUCGCCGUCUACACCUUUGGCACCUGCAUCGCCUUCCUCAUCAUCAUUGGGGACCAGCAGGACAAGAUCAUUGCUGCGCUGGUGAAGGAUCCCCAGGGGGCAGGUGGCAGCCACUGGUACGCGGACCGCAAGUUCACCAUCAGCAUCACGGCCUUCCUCCUAAUCCUGCCCCUCUCCAUCCCAAAGGAGAUUGGCUUCCAGAAAUACGCCAGUUCCCUGAGCGUGAUUGGCACCUGGUAUGUCACCGCUGUCGUCAUCAUCAAAUACAUCUGGCCUGACAAGGAGAUUACCCCAGGGCACAUCCCCACACGCCCCUCCUCCUGGAUGGCCGUGUUCAAUGCCAUGCCCACCAUCUGCUUCGGAUUCCAGUGCCACGUGAGCAGCGUGCCCGUCUUCAACAGUAUGAAGCGGCCCGAGGUGAAGCCGUGGGGAGCGGUGGUGACAGCAGCCAUGGUUAUCGCUCUCUUUGUCUACGCAGGGACAGGGAUCUGCGGGUUCCUGACAUUUGGCGCGAGCGUGGAACAGGAUGUGCUGCUGUCCUACCCCUCCGACGAUGUCCCCGUUGCCAUUGCACGGGCCUUCAUCAUCCUCUGUGUGCUGACGUCCUACCCCAUCCUGCACUUCUGCGGCAGGGCCGUGCUAGAGGGGCUCUGGCUACGCUACAAGGGGGAAACGGUGGAGGAAGAUGUGGUCCGCGAGAGGCGCCGACGUGUGUUCCAGACGGUCUGCUGGUUUCUCCUGACUCUCCUCCUGGCCUUGUUCAUCCCAGAUAUCGGCAAAGUCAUCUCUCUCAUCGGGGGCCUGGCUGCCUGCUUCAUCUUCGUCUUCCCGGGACUAUGCCUGAUUCAAGCCAAACUUUCUGAAAUCCAGGAAACCAGGUCAACCAGCUGGUGGGUGCUGGUCAGCUAUGGGACGUUUAUGGUCACGCUUGGAGCCUUCAUCUUUGGACAAACCACUGCCAAUGCCAUCUUUGUGGAUCUGAUGGCCUGACUCGUUCCACAGGACUGGUUGAUGCUGCCCUCCUUAGAAGUAGCUUUUCCUUUGGGACAGCCAGGACUGAAGUUAAAAAUUGCUUUGGCUUUUGAUGUUUCCAGAAAGUUGGUUGGAGGGGAACACAUUCCUCCCCUGCUGGGGAUUUUGCUAGUCUGUUUCAGUGGGAGAGUCCUACAGGGUUGUAUGUUCAUCGUCUAAUGCACCAAGUCAGGGUUUUCUUUUAGCUUCUGGUUCCCAGGCCUUGGGAAUUGCAGAGGCUCACUACAGAGAAUUCAGACUCUGACCCAGUGGGGGUGCACAGUGCGAUGCCCUCCUGGAACGAGGUCAGGAUGGAGGCCUUUGUGCAGAAUGCCCGUGGAGCUCCACGCUGAAUUCUUGUUACCCUUUUUGGGGGACAAAUCUCUCAAGUGUGUCUGGGAUUCACAGUGUGUAAUAGGCAGUAGCCCCCCCACAGGGUAGGAGACCAUACUACAUUGGACUGCAUCUCAUCUCUGGCAAAUCCUCUCUCCCAAACAAAA